Molecule: messenger RNA, 303 nt
Organism: Sphenostylis stenocarpa
Lineage: Eukaryota; Viridiplantae; Streptophyta; Magnoliopsida; Fabales; Fabaceae
Source: the annotation of a GenBank genome assembly
AUGGCAGUUGCAGUGUGUCCUGAUGAUGAACGUCUCAAUAAUUUAGGUGUUAUUUUCCCUAAUUUUUCAUUUGUCACUCUUGUUGGGCUAGCUGGCACAGACGGUCCUAAAUUAACUAAGGAAGUCAAGACAAGCAAGGGUACGUGUCACUUUACAAGGAUGCCAGAUGGUCAAGACUUGUAUGAAGUUUCUACUUCUGCUGUCUCCUCCAUUUCUUCUUUGCUCAAAAGCUUAGGACAUAGCAUCCACACUUUCCUCUCUCAGCCUGUACUCCUUAUUGUGGAGCUGUUCUCAGUCAACUGA